AUGUGGAAAAUAUAUUUUCACCUACUUUUGGUGGCAUUUUUCUUGGGAAGGACCACCUGCCUAAGAAAAGAGGAUGAUGAUCCGAGUACCCUUAAUCAAAACUACUAUCAGCAUUUAAUGGACAAUUUGGAUAAAAGCUAUAGCCCCUGCUCCCAAUUCUAUCCGUAUGUGUGUAACAAAUGGCCUGAUAAUCACAAGGAGGAUAAGUAUAAUUAUGACUCGGUUGGUGGGAUGUUAUUCCAUGAAAUUAAUAUGGAAAUUAAGGAGUAUCUGGAAACCUCCACCGUAUCAAAUAUGUCUGAUCAGGUGAAAUUAAUUAAGGAUUUCUAUGUGUCCUGUGUGGAAGGUAAGGAUUAUAAGCCUUUGGAGUUUAUGCAUCGGUUGGAAAAAGAGGAAAAUAUGAAAUGGGCCCUGCUCACACCUCUAGAGGAUAAGGAUGUUGUUUUCGAUUGGCCCUCCACAAAGGCCGUUUUUCGUAAAUACGGGUUAAAUGAUCUACUGGUGGAACAAUGGACCACAUCCAGGGAACGUUUCGAGUACAUAAAAGAAUCGGAUAUGGAACAAUUUAAAGAAACCAUCCCACUGCCUCAGGGGGCAAUGGAUUUUUUGGAUCUAUGGAAGGACCUGGAUGAGUUUGAGGAUAAAUUCGGUACAAUGUCAGUGGAUGAAGAGGAGAAGAAGGAAUAUAAAUUUAAGGAUAUACCCUAUCCCUGGUUGAAGAAAUAUCUGUCGGCCAUGGUGGAGCCUCCAGGUUUGAAGGCCAACACAAAAUUUACGUUCGAUAAUAUUGAAAGUCUGAAAAGUUUGGAUAAACUGUUAAAGCAGUAUGACAAUGUAUUUCUUUGCCGCUAUUUGGAGGUACGUUUUCUACUCUAUUUGGAAAAGGCCGGUAUACUUGGCAAGCCAAAUGAAUGCCUGAGCAUGGCCACUACUCUGCUCAACUUGCCCCUCCAAGUGGGCUAUUUGAAUUCCGAAAAUGCCACAAAAUACCUGGAAAUAAUCUAUGGAAAUCUCACAUUGAAUCCCCAAGAUUAUUAUGGCAAUUAUUUGAAGCUAUUGAAUUUUCAUUUUGAGCUCGAAGUGUACCUUGCCCAUGGCAGUAAGGAUAUAUUCUAUAAUAGUCCCACGUAUAAAGUGGAAGCAUGGGAUUUUGGAACCCAAUAUAAUGCCAAAUUGAAUCAUCUAAUCAUACCCCUGGCUGUGUUGCGACCACCGCUAUAUCAUCUGGCCUAUGAGGAUAUAUUUAAGCACAGUGCCUUGGGUAGUUUUAUCGCCUCGAAAAUAUUUGAUCCUCUACACCUUAUGCAUGGCGUGAAAUCUUCCGACGUAUACAAUUUGGCCGAUAUCACAAGUCUUCAAUCGCCAUUUCAGAUUUAUUUUUCAUCAUUGAAUAGCAAAUCGAAUCGAAUCGAAAAAUAUCAAUCGCUUUUCAAUAUAACAUCCCAGCUGGAAUUGAAACAAUUGUUCUACAUCAAUGCCGUUCACUAUCUCUGUGCAUCGGAUUACGAAGAUACGGAUCGUGUCAAUUUGAUUGUUGGCAAAUUGAACGAUUUCAAUGAGGCAUUUGAUUGUAAAUUGAAUAAAUUUUUAAAGGAAAUUGCCUAA
Molecule: messenger RNA, 1605 nt
Organism: Musca domestica (house fly)
Lineage: Eukaryota; Metazoa; Arthropoda; Insecta; Diptera; Muscidae
Exons: 2
Coding region: 1-1605 (534 amino acids)
Biological process (GO): protein processing
Cellular component (GO): plasma membrane
Molecular function (GO): metalloendopeptidase activity
Source: RefSeq, a predicted model, not a curated record